Molecule: messenger RNA, 2703 nt
Organism: Arabis nemorensis
Lineage: Eukaryota; Viridiplantae; Streptophyta; Magnoliopsida; Brassicales; Brassicaceae
Source: the annotation of a GenBank genome assembly
AUGAACUACCGCUUCCAGAAUCUUCUUGGCGCUCCCUACAGAGGCGGGAACGCCGUCGUCACACAGAACACUCUGCUUAUUUCACCAGUCGGGAAUCGUGUCUCCGUCACCGACCUCAACAAGCACCACACCGUUACUCUUCCUCUCUUUACCUCUUCCAACAUUUGCCGCCUCGCUGCCUCUCCCGACGGGACUUUCCUACUCGCCGUCGAUGAAAACAACCGAUGCCUCUUCAUCAAUGUUCCUCGAAGGGUGGUUCUUCAUAGAAUGGAGUUCAAGGGUAAAGUCGGGGCCUUGAAGUUUAGUCCUGAUGGUAAGUUCAUCGCUGUUGGGGUAGGUAAGUUAGUCGAGAUAUGGCGAUCACCUGGUUUCAGUCGUGAGGUUUUCGCCUUUGAGAGGAUUAGGACUUUUGCUAAUUCUGAUGAUAGAGUUGUGUCCUUGGAGUGGAGCUUGGACUCUGAUUAUUUGCUUGUCGGCGCAAAGGAUUUAGCAGCUAGGUUGUUUAGCGUUAGAAAGUUGAAGGGUGUAUUGAAUAAGCCCUUUUUGUUUCUGGGUCAUAGAGAUUCUGUUGUGGGUUGCUUCUUUGGUGUUGAUAAAAUGACUAACAAGGUCAACAGGGCUUUCACCAUUGCGCGGGAUGGUUACAUAUUUAGUUGGGGAUAUGUUGGAAAGGAUAUCAAAUUGGAUGAAUCAGAGGAUGGCCGGUCUGAGCCACCCUCCCCUGAUACUCCAGAGAGGGGUGAUGAGGUAAUGGUGGAAAAUGGCAGUGGUAUUGGCACUGAACUUAAAAAACGAAAAAAGUAUGACGGUAGAGGUCGUGAUUCCGAGGAUGAAGGAGAUGAUGAUGGUGAAGAGUACAUGCAUAGAGGGAAAUGGGAAUUGUUGAGGAAGGAUGGGUUUAAUCAGGGUUCAGCAAAGGUGUCAGCUUGCGACUAUCACCAGGGGCUCGACAUGGUUGUGGUGGGGUUCUCAAAUGGUGUUUUCGGGCUUUAUCAGAUGCUGGAUUUCAUCUGUAUCCAUCUUCUGUCUGUUUCUAGGGAGAAGCUAACAACAGCUGUUUUUAAUGAGCGUGGUAAUUGGUUGACCUUUGGUUGCUCUAAACUCGGGCAACUGUUAGUCUGGGAGUGGCGAUCUGAAAGCUAUAUACUUAAGCAACAAGGACACUAUUUUGAUGUCAACUGUGUCACUUACUCACCCGAUUCACAGUUUUUGGCAACUGGUGCUGAUGAUAACAAAGUCAAGGUGUGGAACGUUACAUCAGGAUCAUGUUUCAUCACCUUCACAGAGCAUACCAAUGCAGUCACUGCUCUUCAUUUCAUGGCUGACAACCACUCUCUCUUAAGCGCAUCUCUGGACGGCACUGUUCGUGCUUGGGAUUUUCGAAGAUACAAGAACUACAAGACGUACACAACCCCUACACCACGGCAGUUUGUUUCCUUAACAGCAGAUCCUAGUGGUGAUGUCGUCUGUGCUGGGACCCUAGAUUCAUUUGAGAUUUUUGUAUGGUCCAAGAAGACUGGGCAAAUAAAGGAUAUUCUGAGUGGGCAUGAGGCUCCUGUUCAUGGGUUGAUGUUCUCUCCGUUAACGCAAGUUUUAGCAUCAUCCUCAUGGGACAAUACGGUUCGGUUGUGGGAUGUGUUUGCCAGCAAAGGCACUGUGGAGACGUUUCAACACAACCACGAUGUACUAACGGUUGUUUUCCGUCCUGAUGGGAAGCAAUUAGCCUCGAGUACGCUAGAUGGGCAGAUCCAUUUCUGGGACACCAUUGAUGGUGUGUUGAUGUACACCAUAGAGGGAAGGAGAGAUAUCGCUGGAGGUCGCCGCAUGACUGACCGUCAGUCUGCAGCUAAUUCAAGUUCUGGAAAGUGCUUUACAACAUUGUGCUAUACUGCUGACGGAGGCUAUAUUCUAGCCGCUGGAAGUAGCAGAUAUAUUUGCAUGUAUGACAUCUCAGAUCAGGUUCUACUGCGCCGGUUUCAGAUAUCCCAUAAUCUCUCGUUAGAUGGGGUUCUUGACUUCCUAAACUCCAAGAAGAUGACAGAAGCAGGACCAAUGGAUCUGAUUGAUGAUGACAACAGCGAUGAAGAAGGUGGCAUUGAUAAACAGACUCGGGGGAAUUUGGGUUACAAUCUUCCUGGAUCCAUGCCUAAUCGUGGCAGGCCCAUUAUCCGGACAAAAAGCCUUAGCAUUGCCCCAACUGGAAGGAGCUUUGCAGCUGCAACAACGGAAGGAGUUCUCUUCUAUUCAAUCGACGAAUCCUUCAUCUUCGAUCCAACCGAUCUUGACAUAGACGUCACACCAGAUGCUGUUGAGGCUGCCAUAAAGGAGGGUGAAGUGAGCAGAGCACUUGCUUUGAGUAUGCGUUUGAACGAAGACAGUCUCAUCAAAAAAUGCAUCUUUGCUGUUUCCCCCGUAGACAUAAAAGCUGUUGCAAUCUCUGUCAGCCAGAAAUACUUAGAACGGCUUAUGGAAGCUUUGGUGGAUCUGCUUGAGAACUGUCCUCAUCUGGAGUUUAUACUUCGCUGGUGUCAGGAAAUCUGCAAGGCACACGGGAGCUCUAUUCAGCGAAACUACAGAAAUCUACUGCCUGCACUGAGAUCACUGCAGAAGGCCAUUACCAGAGCCCACCAAGAUCUGGCAGAUAUGUGUUCGUCCAACGAGUACACGCUUCGCUACUUGUGCUCUGUUUCAAACAACCAUUGA